AGGAACCGCGUUUACUUACUCUACAUCUCAACAUGUCUGGUCGUGGUAAAGGAGGCAAAGUCAAGGGAAAGUCAAAGACCCGUUCCAGCAGGGCCGGACUUCAAUUCCCCGUCGGUCGUAUCCACCGAAUGCUCCGCAAGGGAUCGUACGCUGAGCGCGUUGGUGCCGGAGCGCCCGUCUACUUGGCUGCCGUCAUGGAGUACUUGGCCGCUGAGGUCCUCGAGUUGGCCGGUAACGCCGCCCGUGACAACAAGAAGACCCGCAUCAUCCCUCGUCACUUGCAAUUGGCCAUCCGCAACGACGAAGAGUUGAACAAACUUCUCUCCGGGGUCACCAUCGCUCAGGGUGGUGUUUUGCCCAACAUCCAGGCCGUUCUCUUGCCCAAGAAGACCGACAAACCCGCCAAGGCUUAAACUUCUCCCGUCUUUGAAUAAACGGCCCUUUUCAGGGCCACCAAUUUAAUUUUGAAAAAAAGAAUUUGCUAAAUGCUAUAUUUCGCACAUUAUUUCGUUUCUGACUGAGAGAAAAACUUUAUUAACAUUUUACA
Daphnia pulicaria is the source of this 547-nucleotide messenger RNA. RefSeq names its product histone H2A. Lineage: Eukaryota; Metazoa; Arthropoda; Branchiopoda; Diplostraca; Daphniidae. Gene Ontology annotation, molecular function: structural constituent of chromatin; DNA binding; protein heterodimerization activity. Gene Ontology annotation, cellular component: nucleosome. Bases 33 to 413 code for a protein of 126 amino acids. The record is from RefSeq and is a predicted model, not a curated record. The transcript has a single exon.